This is a messenger RNA of Drosophila nasuta, 1192 nucleotides long. It is a transcript of the gene MED31, whose product is annotated as mediator complex subunit 31. Gene Ontology annotation, biological process: regulation of DNA-templated transcription. The transcript has 3 exons. The coding region runs from base 434 to 1192 and encodes 252 amino acids. The record is from RefSeq and is a predicted model, not a curated record. Gene Ontology annotation, molecular function: transcription coregulator activity. Gene Ontology annotation, cellular component: mediator complex. NCBI's taxonomy places the organism in Eukaryota, Metazoa, Arthropoda, Insecta, Diptera, Drosophilidae.
AAUUUAAUAUUUAUAUUUCAACAAAAUAUAAAACAAAAAAGAAUAUCAUCGAACAUAUUAAAGCAGCGACAGCGAGUUUCGUAUUUGAUUAUCGUUUUUAAGUGCCGUUCAACACCGUUUUAUGUUUUCUCGUAUGCGCUUCUGUUCAAUAUCCUUUUCUUUUCUUGCCAUUUUUUUUGCCCACCUCUCAUUCACACGCACACACAGACACAUAGAGCGAGACAUCGAGACAAGAGAUUUGUGAACAUUUUUAUGUGUAAUUCUUUGUAUAAUUUCGUGUUAUGUACAAUUUUGAAGCACACGAGCAAAAUCACCACAACACCUCUAGCAAAAGCACAUCCACAACACCUGAAGAAUUAGCAAUCAAACAACAAACAAACUGAAAAAACGCAAAAACAGCAUCGAAACCCUUUCCACCACAACAGCUAGAAAAAUGGCCAAAAUGUACGGAAAGGGUAAGACGGCCAUCGAGUCGGAGGAACAACAAAAACGACGCUGGCAAAUCGAAUUGGAGUUUGUUCAGUGCCUCUCCAAUCCCAACUAUCUCAACUUUCUGGCGCAACGCGGCUAUUUUAAGGACCCUUCGUUCAUCAACUACCUCAAGUAUCUGCAGUACUGGAAGGAGCCCGACUAUGCCAAGUAUUUGAUGUACCCGAUGUGCCUAUAUUUCCUUGAUCUGCUGCAAUACGAGCAUUUUCGCCGCGAGAUCGUCAACAAUCAGUGCUGCAAGUUCAUCGAUGAUCAGGCCAUUCUACAGUGGCAACAUUACACACGCAAGCGCAUAAAACUGAUCAAUUCGGUGCAAGAGAAUGCAGCGGCCGCCGCAGCAGCAGCUGCAGCUGCCCAGCAGCAACCACAACAGCAGCAGCAGCAACAACAACAGCAGCAACAAAGCAAUGGUGGCCCUAAUGAGGCAGCGACAGUGACUGGCACCGAGGCAACAAAUCCUCAACAACAGGCAACGCUACAGAAUGGCGAUAGCAACUCUACAACGCAAGCCACACAACAAGCACAACAGCAACAACAACAGCAGCAACAACAACAAUUGGCUCAGCCGACACAAACGCAGACGCAGCUUCAGUUGCCAGUUACUGUCUCGCAACAGCAACAGCAGCAACAACAACAACAGCAGCAGCAGCAACAAAUCAAUGGCCUUGCCCCAAGUGGAGCCAUUAAAUUAGAAUUAAAUUAG